AUGAAUUUAGAAUUGCUUGAAUCUUUUGGACAAAAUUAUCCCGAGGAAUUUGAUGGAGUCCUUGAUAGUAUAUCAUUAGCUGUGACAUGUGUGUUUAACAAAUAUGGCACACUCUUGGCAGUUGGAUGCAAUGAUGGCCGUAUAGUAAUUUGGGAUUUCUUAACUAGAGGAAUUGCAAAAAUUAUCACAGCUCAUAUGCAUCCUGUCUGUUCCUUAAGUUGGUCGAGGAAUGGACAUAAGUUAUUAAGUGCAUCCACCGAUAAUAAUGUUUGCACUUGGAACAUAUUGAGUGGCGAAAGAGAAGAAAUGUAUAAAUUUCCGUCUCCCGUGUUAAAAGUCCAAUACCACCCAAGAAAGAAAAAUUUAUUCCUUGUUUGUCCAAUGAAACACGCAGCUGUGCUCGUAGACACCGAAGGCAACCAUAAAUUAGUUCCAAUGGGCGAAGAUUCUGAUCUGAUGAUAGUUGCUUCGUUUGAUCGCCGUGGAGAAUAUAUUUAUACAGGAAAUGCUCGUGGUAAAAUAUUGGUUUUGACUUGUCCUGAUCUUGAGCUUAAAGUCUCGUUCAAAGUAUCUACCGGAAUGACUGGUAUAAAAAGUAUUGAAUUUGCACGAAGAGGAGAUUGCUUUUUACUCAAUUGUUCAGAUCGUGUCAUUAGAGUUUAUGACGCUAAACAUGUUUUGGAUACAGGAAAAGAAGGAGAACCAGAACCCAUUCAAAAACUCCAAGAUUUAGUCAACAAAACAAUGUGGAAGAAAUGUUGUUUUUCUGGUGACGGUGAAUAUGUUUGUGCAGGUUCGGCUAGGCAACACGCUUUGUAUAUUUGGGAAAAAAGUAUUGGAAACUUGGUGAAAAUAUUACAUGGAACCAAAGGAGAACUUCUUUUGGAUGUUGUUUGGCAUCCAGUCCGUGCAAUAAUAAGCAGUAUAUCCAGUGGCUUAGUAUCCGUAUGGGCACAAAACCAAGUAGAAAAUUGGUCAGCAUUUGCACCUGACUUUAAAGAGCUUGACGAAAAUGUUGAGUAUGAUGAGAGAGAGUCCGAGUUUGACUUGGAAGAUGAAGACAAAUCAAUUACAAAAGAUAUACAACGAUGUGAUGAAGAUUUUGAGGUUGAUGUGGAAAGUGCUGAACCUGUAGCAGCAUUUUGUAGUUCAGACGAAGAAGGAGCUAUCGAAGACCACAAGGAAGCUCUUAUGUUUUUACCUAUUGCUCCAGAAAUCGAAGAUCCUGAACCUGAUAUGCCACCACCUCCAGUUGCAACAUCUACUUCAUCCAAAUGCCGUACAAUUGAUAUUCAUUUAGACAAUGCUACUGACGAAGUACAUCCAUUGUUGAGUAAUAAAACCAAAGAUAAACAACUCACUGGAGGUAAAAAAGGUCCAAAAAGAGGACCAAAACAACAAUAA
Messenger RNA from Macrosiphum euphorbiae (potato aphid), 1404 nucleotides. Lineage: Eukaryota; Metazoa; Arthropoda; Insecta; Hemiptera; Aphididae. The record is from the annotation of a GenBank genome assembly.